GACGGCUGCUCGUAUCUGAUUGGUCGCUUCUCCCCGUCAAAGGACAAAAGCUCCCGGCUUGAAAAGCGGACCGGGCUGAGCAUAGAGCGUUGGGAAUCCGUGGGCGCGUGUCGUGUGAGCAGUGCGCUGGAAAGACCUCGCUCGGGACCAAGUCGACGUCGCGCUCGCGUUAAAUCUGUCGUUUUGUUUCGCUCGUUUUAAAUUUCGUUUUAUUUUCUACGAAGGAUCGGAAAGCAGACCGUCAACAGAAAGUGAAGACGCAUCGAGGGAAAAUGCUGCCACCGAGUGCCUGCCUGUUCUUGGUAGCUGUGGCCACCCUGGGGGCUGUUCCGGACGCCGCCACUGCUCUCGAAUACAUCUUCACGGCGCCUGGAUAUGUAAGCCCGGGCACGACGACCAAGUUUUACGCCGUGGUCCGCAACCCUAAGUCCGCGGGCACGCUGGACGUCGAGCUCUGGGACAGGACCAGCCAGCCUGGACGCACGGACACCAAACUCGCCAGCAAGACGUAUCAGUUCGAAAACAAGGAUACCGAGACCGAGCUGGAGUUUGAGGUGCCCCAGACGAGACGCAACGUCUACUACAACCUUCGCCUGCGCGUGGUCGGAAAGUUUGGAGGCGCCACUUUUGAGAAUGAGACCUACGUCUACUUGCGGACUCCCAACGACUUUGUGGUGCUUGUGCAGACAGACAAGCCCAAGUAUCGCCAAGGAAGCACGGUAAACUACCGGGUGGUCCUACUUACCAAGAAGUUACUGCCUGUGGUCAACCAGAAGGUCAACAUUUCCAUCUCCAACCCCUUCAGUCAACUGCUGUCCUCUCAGCAAGAAGUGCAACUUGAAGAUGGGCUUUUCCAGGGCUCUUACAAGCUUCUUGAAAUUACUGAGGAAGGGUCUUGGAGUAUUAAUGUCCAGGCAGGCAACUCUCAGGGGUCAACCAGUUUCCAAGUGGAAGAUUAUGUAUUGCCCAAGUUCUUUGUGAGCAUUACUCCCGAUGCCAAUGACGUCCAAACCAACCCUACUGUGGAUUACAAGAUCUGCGCCAAGUACACCUAUGGCAAGGACGUCAAGGGAGCUGUAGAGGUGUAUGCAUCUUCCUUCAGCUACUACUAUCCCAUUGGCCAGAAGCCCGUGAUCCUCCGUGUUGCAGAGCUUGACGGUUGCUACAACUACACUCUGAAUGUUUCGCUGCUCAACACGAAGAAUUUCACCUACUCGUACUAUCCUUCUAUCAACAUCACUGCCAAAGUCUUGGAGAAGGGAACUGGCGUCUCGGAGACAGAGACUACCCUCCACAAUCGUAAUCGAGAACGCCUCAGGCUCAACUUCAACCAGAAGUAUGGCUCAAGGAACACUCUCUUUGUCAGCAGCGACAACACCUUCAAGCUCAACAUGGCCUACAAGGGCCUGCUGUUUGUCCAGAAGCUUGACGGAACGCCCCAGCCCCAGGAGACCAUCCAACUCUGCCUGUUUGUGGAGUGCGAAGUGUACAAGUGGCGUGCGUGGCAGACAAAACGGAUCCUGUCGUGCCGCAACUACACCUCGGACAAUGAUGGCGUCGUCCGCUUCAGCCUUCCUCAGUACGGCACCAGGGUGACCUCCCUCAGCGUGGAGGCACUUGCCGUCGACUUCCCGAGGAUCGUUGUCAAGAAUGGCCCAACGCUGGAGAAGCCCUCCGCACUGCUGACCCUCAAGCCUUUCUAUUCGCCCUCUGGGAACUCGCUUCUUAUCGAUCGCCGCCAGACCACAGUCCUGGAGUGCAGGGCUACGUUUUCACCGCAGAUACAGAUGACUGCCCAGGCCGACAAGGAUUACAAACUCUUCUUUACGCUCACAUCGAGUGGCCGCGUCUUGGACUCUCGGAGCACCACCAGACGCUUUGCAUUGGGCGAGCUCAUCCAGGAGUCUGCGGAUAACACCACGAUCCAGAAUGAGGGUGCUCCGCCAGAGGGGAGUGUGGAGCCUACGGCCGGCGAGAACCCGACGCCCCACAGUGUGGCCGUCUUCACCUACGAAGCAACUCUCCCCGAAGAUGCCAGCCCCAAGGUCCAGCUUCUCGUGUACUACGUGCUCCGGGACGCCCAAGGGAACCCACUGGAAGUGGUCUCGGACUCGGCCGAGUUUGCAGUUGACAAGUGCCUAGAAAACAAGGUCUCCCUGUCCUUCUCUCCGGACCAAGCCCUUCCGGGCUCCAAGGUGAGCGUGGAGCUGUCGGCAGAGAGCAAGUCCCUGUGCGGAGUGGGCGCCCUGGACAGCAGCGUUACCCUCCUGGACGGAUACGACCGCAUUUCCAGAAACGGGGUCUUGAACACGAUCAGCAACCUGAAUUACGAGUACUCUCGCACCAACCUCGUCAACCAAAGCUACUGUUACGAAGACGGCUACAGGUUCAACGAGCCUUACGAUACCGAGAGCCCAGCAUCUUCUGGAAGGAGCAAGCGCCAAGUGUUGGCACCUAACGUCGCACCAAGCUACGAUUCGCUCACCUCAUUCGAGAAUGCCGGAGUGGUAGUGUUCUCGAACCUGGCGAUCCAGACGCGGCCGUGCAACAACCGUGCCUUCCCAGGCUACCCCAACAAGCAGGCGCUGCCCUCCCGCUCCUACCAGCCGUCCUUUGGCGGCGGCGGAUUCGGCGGUGCCCUACGUCCGGAUGACGGGGCGAUCGAAGAGGAUGCCGAGGUUCAGUUUGAAGUUGCAGAUGCCCAGAAAGUGGCUGCGUCACCUGCUGCCUUUGCGCCAAGCGCCCCAAGACCACCAUCGGGACAGGCAGCCCAGGGCACGCACUCCAUUCGCACCCUCUUCCCCGAAACUUGGCUCUGGCAGAUCAAAAGAGUCGGGGAGGACGGCCAGUUGGUGUACGAGGAAACUCUUCCAGACACCAUCACCCGCUGGGAGGGCAGCGCACUGUGCCUGCACCCAGAGGCCGGCUUUGGCAUCUCGCAGCUGGCCAAUGUGACUGGCUUCCAGCCCCUGUUCGUCAGCCUCACACUGCCCCAGUUCAUGAAGCGUGGCGAAGUGGCCAACGUCAUCCUGACUGCGUUCAGCUACGUCGACAAGUGUGUCGCUGUGCGGGUCCAUCUGGAGUCUGUCGGAAACCUGGAGGUUGGGAGCUCCCCCAACACGACGGACGCACUGCUCUGCCCCGGGGGCUCGGCAUCCUUCACCUACGGAGUCAGGGCAACCAAGCUGGAGACUGCGCGCCUCAGGGCCACGGUUGCCACGCGUCUGGACGCCCAGAGCGACUAUCCGGGCACCGACCUCUACAACGUCAACUCGAGCGACACCGUGCUGCAGACCAUCCAAGUUCGGCCGGAAGGAUUCCCUGUCAGGGAAGUGGACACCUAUCUGCUUUGUGCUUCUGAUGAAGCCGGAAGCAAUGCUCCAAAUAGUCUCAAGAUCUCUCUCCCAACUCCAAAUGCCCUCGUAGAAGAUUCUGAGAAAGUCGUCCUUGUGGCCACAGGAGACAUCCUGGCUCUGGAAGUGAAAGACCUCUCCGUUCCCAAGCUGGUGUUCACCAGUGCUGAAGGAACACUGGCAGUCCUGGCAUCGAGUGCCUACCUGCUCCGCUACCUGGAAGCCACCGGAGCUGACACUCCUGACCUCAGGUCCCAGCUGCUGUCGAGGAUUCAGCAAGCUUAUCAGUCGCAGUACGGUUUCCGUUCGUCGGACGGCUCGUAUGGCCCCUACAGCUCGAGCGAGUACCCUCGUAGCGUGUUUCUGUCGGCCUUCGCCGUGAAGGCACUCACGGCGGCCAAGCCAUACAUCGGCAGCGUGGACUCGGAGAUUCAGAGGAGCAUCCAGUACGUCCUGCAGCAGAGGGACCGGAACAACGGCUGCUUCCAGACACUGUCGCCCAGCGGUCCCUUCAAUGGAAACUACAAGAAUGGAGCGGACCUGAGCCUGGUGGUAGCCAAUUCUCUUCUCGAAGGAGGCUACAAUGACAGCACAGUCUACAAGGCGGUGCUGGAGUGCGUGGAUGCCGACAACCUGCCAUCCAACCACACCUUGGCCCUUAACGCCUACUUCUCGGCGCUCAUCGGGGAGGACGCCAGGGCCACCAACACUCUGAACAAGCUCCUUCAGCAGGCCGAUAAGAAUGGCGGCCUGACUACCUGGGACGACGGAAAGACUGACACUGCUGGCUAUGCCAUCUUGACCAUGAAGGCCCUUGGUCAAAACCUUGGGGCUGCUCAACCCAUAGUGCGCUGGCUCAUGCAGCAGGUCUUUGCACGAUACUCCUUCUCCUACUCACAGGCGUACAGCGUGGCCGUCCAAGGCCUGACGGAGUACUCCCGGGUGGCCUUUGCCACACCCACCGACCUGACUGUGACGGUGGAGGACUCGCAGUCAGGCGCCACUCCUCCUGAGACCUUUGCAGUGUCCGAACAGAACAAGCUUGUCUACCAGGAGAAGCUGUUGAACAAGCGCCAGUCCUACGACCUUGAAGCCACCUUGAACAAAGGCAGCAAGGGUUGUGCAGCUGUUCAGGUGAAAUACUACUACAACUCGAAGAACAGUCCUGUGCAUAAGGGGCUUCAAGUCAAUGCUACGUCAUCCAGCGUGGAUUGCGGAACACUUGCCUUGGACAUUUGUGCUCGUUACACCGAAGGAUUCCUGAGUUCCGCUGCAGUUGUUGAGAUUUCGCUGCUUACUGGAUUUUCAGCUGAUGACCAGUCUUUGAAGGAGUUGGUGAAUGCCGGCGUGAUCAAAAAGUAUGUUGUUACUGAUAACAAGAUUCAGCUGCUUAUUCAACAGCUCUAUGUGAUGGAAACCUGCUUCCGUGUUUUGGAGAAAAGAGACCUCCAGGUUUCUGACGUUCAGCCUGGAGUCGUCGAGCUCUUUGACUAUUACCGCUACCAGUACAAAGCCUCGGCAUCUUACGAAGUCACCGAGAGGUGCACCCCCACUGAACAGGGCCCGUCUAUUAGCGACAACGAGAUCGGUGAAGACGUCGUCACAUUCCAGUGAUCUGCGCGGAGAUUUUCCGUAGAUCUUGCCAGCCAAAGACUGGCAGACCAAACAUUCUGUGGGAUCUUGCAAUGGUUUCAGUCGUUUUGUGCCUUCAUGUUUUCUUCCAUCUCGUCCUUUCCUGUGCCAUCAAUAAAUUGUGAAUCGCAUUUUUA
This is a messenger RNA of Ixodes scapularis (black-legged tick), 5122 nucleotides long. RefSeq names its product alpha-2-macroglobulin-like protein 1. The transcript has 35 exons. The record is from RefSeq and is a predicted model, not a curated record. Lineage: Eukaryota; Metazoa; Arthropoda; Arachnida; Ixodida; Ixodidae. Gene Ontology annotation, cellular component: extracellular region. Gene Ontology annotation, molecular function: endopeptidase inhibitor activity. The coding region runs from base 273 to 4967 and encodes 1564 amino acids.